UCAAACACGUGUUUCACUGGGACACUAGUGAGUGGUGCACACUUCCUUCGCCCGGCCACAGAAGACAAAAAAGAGUUGCUGGUGUAACAAUAGGAAGAAUAUAUUCCACUCCUCUCUUGUACACGCGGCUUAUGAGAUGAACGCUCGUCAAGAAGAACGUCCCCUUCAGCAGCAGGAGGAUCCACAGCCCCCCCACAUUAAAGAGGAAGAGGAGGAAGUGUGGAUCAGUCAGGAGGGAGAGUGUCCUGUAGGGCAGGAGGAGGCUGAUGUCAGCAAGUUUCCACUGACUGUUGUCUCUGUGAAGACUGAAGAGCAUGAAGACAAACCACCUGAGUCCUCACAGCUUCAUCACAGUCCAAAUGUCUGUGAAGAACAUCUUCUCCCUGAGCAACAGAAGUGGAGCUUCAGGAUGGAGCCACAGCCCUCCCACAUUAAAAAGGAAAAGAAACACCCACUGAUCCCCCAUUUUAAAGCGGAAGAGGAUGACCCACUGACCACUCACAUCAAAGAGGAAGAGGAGGACUCAUUGACCCCCAAUUUUAAAAAGGAAGAGGAGAAGCCACUAAUAACCCAUUUUAAAGAGGAAGAGGAGGACCUACUGACCCCUUACUUUAAAGAGGAAGAGGAGGACCAAGAGCCGCCGCACAUCAAAGAGGAAGAGGAGGAAGAGGGCAUCAGUCAGCCUAAAUGGUUGGAGGAGUUCCCAGUGACUGGUGUCCCUGUGAAGAGUGAAGAUGAUGAGGUGAAAGGUGAAAGUGAGGAGAGGGGAGGGGGGGAGCCUCCAAGCAGCAGCUCAACACAACACAUGACAACAGAAGCUGAUGGAGACCACUGUGGAGGAUCACAAGCAGACAAGCUCUUAGCUCCACUAUCAGAUAGUGAGGACACAACGUCACACUCUCCUGACACUGAUGAUGAAGACUCUAAAGAUGAUAAGACAUGUCACACUGACAACACUCACUUCACUUGUUCUCACUGUCACAAAACCUUUAAAUACCAUUGUCGUCUAAAAUCACACAUGAGAACACACACUGGAGAAAAACCUUUCUCUUGUUCAAUCUGUGGUAAAGGUUUUACAGUAGGUCAUAGUUUGAAAGUACACAUGAGAACACACACUUGUGAAAAACGUUUUUCCUGUUCAACCUGUGGUAAAGGUUUUACACAAAGUCAGAGUUUGAAAAUACAUAUUAGAACACACACUAGAGAAAAACCUUUUUCUUGUUCACUCUGUAGUAAAGGUUUUACACAAAGUAUCAAUUUGAAGGUACACAUGAGAACACACACCAGUGAAAAACCUUUUUCCUGUUCAAUCUGUGGUAAAGGUUUUAGAGAAAGUCAACAUUUGAAAGUACACAUGAGAACACACACUGGUGAAAAACCUUUUUCAUGUUCAAACUGCGGUAAACAUUUUACUCAGAGGCCAGAUUUAAAAGUACACAUGAGAACACACACUGGAGAAAAACCUUUUUCAUGUUCUAUCUGUGGUAAAGAUUUUACUCAGAGGCCACAUUUGAAAGUACACAUGAGAACACACACUGGAGAAAAACCUUUUUCAUGUUCAAUCUGCGGUAAAGAUUUUACUCGAAGGGAAAAUUUCAAAAAGCACAUGAGAAUACACACUGGAGAAAAACCUUUUCCUGUUCAAUCUGCAGUAAAUAUUUUGCGCAACGGCACUAUUUGAAAGAACACGUGAGAACACACACUCGAGAAAAACCUUUUACAUGUUCAGUAUGUUGUAAAAGUUUUUUACAAAGUCAGCAUUUGAAAAGACACAUGAGAAGACACCCAGGAGAGAAAGUGUUGAGUUGCAGUGUGUGUGGUGAA
This is a messenger RNA of Nerophis ophidion (straightnose pipefish), 1824 nucleotides long. Its product is annotated as oocyte zinc finger protein XlCOF22-like. The transcript is spliced from 3 exons. NCBI's taxonomy places the organism in Eukaryota, Metazoa, Chordata, Actinopteri, Syngnathiformes, Syngnathidae. The record is from RefSeq and is a predicted model, not a curated record. Gene Ontology annotation, biological process: regulation of immune system process; negative regulation of transcription by RNA polymerase II; regulation of cytokine production. The coding region runs from base 137 to 1681 and encodes 514 amino acids.